Molecule: messenger RNA, 4605 nt
Organism: Diaporthe amygdali
Lineage: Eukaryota; Fungi; Ascomycota; Sordariomycetes; Diaporthales; Diaporthaceae
Exons: 4
Coding region: 1-4605 (1534 amino acids)
Biological process (GO): protein polyubiquitination
Cellular component (GO): nucleus
Molecular function (GO): ubiquitin conjugating enzyme activity
Source: RefSeq, a predicted model, not a curated record
AUGGACAGGCAACGAUAUCUUGUCAUCAUUGUUCGCCCACCGUCAGAGCUCGUAUCUAUGACUCCCGGCAGGCGGUCAUCUCUCUUGGUCCCUUUCAGCCCCGAGGCAGUCGUUGCUUCUUUCGUCGAGGAACUUUGGAAGCGUCUCGCCCGACAUGAUGGGGCCAUUCCUCUGACUGCUGAGACUCAUGACGUCUCCCUCCACCUCGAGCAUGAAGCUGGCCCUAUCAUUGACAUCGAAGACCUCCUGUCCGAUGUUAUCAUUGAUACUCAAAAAGAAAAGAUUUACGCAGUUUUCUCGAAGAAGAGAAGCACUGCAAGUGGAGCUCAGGGCAUUCAGAUGACCCCAAACCUCGCAAAAACGAGUGAUCUUCAAGAACAUCUUGCUUUCCGUAUCAUUACCCCAUCUACAACUAAGCAUCGAGACGCCUGUGCCAGCUUGAAAGUACCGGUGUCCACCACUAUCCGACAAUUGCAUUCAUACAUCACGGACGCCCUCGGGCAUACACCGGGAACUCCAGAGACAGUAGAAGCUUGCGAGUGCAACUGUACCUUGGCGAAGGAAACUUCCUCAGGUCCUUCAGACCUAAAACACUUUUUGGUCGUUCACGGCAAGAGUAUCGUCGAGAAAUUGCCACUUGAGAUCGCCACAGUGGGCUGCUUGCAGCAAGCACUUUAUGCCAGGUUCGGUCAGGAUCUGGAAACGAGAAAGAGGAUCGUUUACGAAGGCGCAAUGCAGGAACCAGAGGACAGCAGGAUCUACAAGAAGACUCCUGUGGUUUCAAUCUGCUCCAAACAACGACACGUGCCAUUUCACGCUCGCGUCGAUCUUGAUGACAGCAGAACGAGACCACAAGCACUCGACCUCCACACGUCCGAACUGCCCAUCCAUCCUGCAUGCUUCGGUUCUACUAUCGAGGCGCUAGGCCUCAGUGAUCUCGCGAUGAAUGGGUUUGUGGAUAUUUAUGCCGUUUUUCGUACUCCAUCUGCCGAGUUGCCGAUCCUCAGAGGGAAAUCUGCCAUAUUUCGGGACUUGGCUCACUGGGAACCCUCGAUUGCUCAAUCUGAUCGAGGUAUGGCAAUGUUUCUGUCCUGCUUACGCGUGUUCGCCUCAAAAUUGCAGGGUAUGAAGAAUGACGAGAGCGCCCGAGACGCUGCGUACUACGUUUUUGAUGAACUCUUUCGAUUCCCUCCAGCACUUCGUUGUCUGCACUUACUCGUGGGCGGUCAGACACCUACGGUCAUUGACUGCGCUUCUCUCAAUGAUGGUCUGACUGAGGAGGAGAAAACGGCGAAAAAGCUGCGUUACACAUCCGCCUUCCAUACUUAUGAUAUUCGCGAUCACAAAACCCAAGAACCGGUACUUCAUGCACUCCAGACAUCAAAUGGCUUGAUGGAAGAGGAACUAUUCCAUUCUCUCCAGGACGGUGGCAUAUUGGCCGAAACUCACCUACAAGCAUUUCUUGUCCAGACUGAAACUGACCCGAGAUUGAGUCGCUUUGCUUUGCAAAGCGGUGGCACAUGUUCCGAGGUCCUUGUCUUGUCUGCAGGUGGACUUGAGGACUGCUAUGGCUCAGAAGGCAGCGCUCUUAAACUUGAUGAACUUUGCGAUCUGUUACACCUGGCGGACAUAUGUGGGCGAAAUGGUCUCGCAGUGCACAGGCCCACUCAAUUGGCAUCUGCAGUUGCACCAUGUCUAGCCUUUGAUCGCAAUGCCCACUUGGCCGUAUACACUGGAGAGCAACCAUGUGGUGCCCCAGGUCAUUCUUCCAUCAUUUUUCGACCACAACAUGGAGAAGAGACUAUCGAUCCGUCGGUGAUAGAACAGCUCAUCGCACCUAUCAUCGAGAGGUUCGAGCAAGACGGGUCCGCAGUUUUCGAUGCAUUCGGGGGUGCGGAGGUGAGAAGAAUGCAAGAUCCGAAUGAAAUCAUCAUGUUCUGUAUCGACUCCAGUGCUAGCAUGCUUGAGGCCACAGACUUUAGCGAGGUCAACGAAGAGAGCCCCAGGCUUCAUGAACAAGCGCACAGCCUGAUCGAGUACGGAAGUCAAAAUGCGCUGUCUUUGGAGGAGAUCAAGAACAGUCUUGUCGCUCACGAGAGUUUUGGAGACAUGGUCGCCAUCGUCACCAAGACUGUAGAGAACCGCAAGAACUCGGUGACGACCAAAGUUUUGGCUCUGCUCACCUCUAUGUUAUCCUCCGAGAUUAGUACAAAGUCGACAGAGCUUGAAAACGAGCGACAAUCCAUGUUUGGACCUGUCUGGCGCACGCGGAUAUCUGGAUUGGAAUCUGACCUGCGAACGCUCAAGGCUUUUUGUCAUGGUCUCAAGACCCACGAGGAGUCUCUGGUUCAGUUUUUGAGGUAUCGGGCGAGCUGUGUAAACCAGGAGGCAGCUCAGAAAUGGACAUGGUCUCCUGGUGACCCAGUUCCUGCGGUUCCCGGAUCAGCAAUGGUCCCGAGACUGGCCUACGAUAUCACGGAAGUCCCGAGCCACCUCAGAUGCCCAAUUUCCCACAGCCUGAUGGAAGAUGCAGUGGAGGCCUCUGAUGGUCAGACAUACUCUCGAAGUGCCAUACAACAAUGGUUUGCCAUACGUAAAACAUCUCCGUUGCAUGGCGCACCACUUGAUGACCUCUCUCUGACGGUGAAACCAGAGAUUCGAGGCGAAGUGGCAUCUUGGAUUGCUGGUGGUGCUACAAGAAGCACUUCCCACAUCAUCACUGUGAUCUUUGACAGUCGAGUUGGCUCAUUCGCUAGAACCAUCGCCGGAGCCACAAGCUUGAGAGACCUUUACAAACUUGCGUAUCGCGGGCUCAAAGCAAGAUUUGAAGCAUUCCAGCUUUCAUACGGUGGAAUCAGGCUGUCAGAAAGCACGGUCCUCAAUGUAUCGACCGUGGGGCUGAGAGACUCCGAUCAUAUCACGCUUCGAAUACCAGAGGACGCAGACAUCUUGAGAGAGGGACCACAAAUAAGUUCUAGACGAGUACAAAAUGCGUUGCCAGAAAUGUGUCUUGUGAAGGUCUUCUCACAUACCAAGAAGGAACUCUUCGGAUUCUGGGUUCCUAGAGAUACCACAGACACUUUUGCAUCAAUCAUUUGGAAAUACUGGCGAUACCUUGCAGGCAAUCAUACUGAACCCCACAUCAUGCGACUAUUGACAAAGGUAAAAGAUAUUGGUGAUGGUUGGUUCAAUGCAUCUAGAAGGAAGGCAACCGAGAAACUAGCAGCCGAUUUCACGACUGCUCAAUGCACUGGCCAGCUAGAGGCCGAGAGUGUCUUCAGCGGGGUCAGAACGAGUUCCGUUGGGUCGCAGUCCAACCACAAAAUCCUCAAGGUAUUUGUGCAAGAACCAGUCAAGGCUGGCUGGGACGAUAGGCUCACGCGCCUCGACGUUCUGAAGCAAAUGUUUGAGGCUCUAAUCAACCGCAUGUUGGCAUACAACUACAAGAACCAUGUGGGACUUGUCAAAUUCUCGAGUCAAUCCCAAGUCGUCAUGCCAAUCUCCCACGUAUUGGAAAACUUCAGAAGAGCCACCAACGAGCUGAAGGGUGGCGGCGACACGGCCCUGUGGGAUGCCUUGGCUCUUGCUGGAGAUCAGAUACAGCAAUACGCGUCCCGAUUCCCUGAGGCUAAGAAGCGUAUUGUCGUCAUUUCGGACGGAAUGGAUACCAGCUCAACAACAAAUACAAGUCACAGCAUCACUUCGGACCUCUUUCGAAAGGGUAUCUCAGUUGACAGUGUGUCACUUGGUGCUGAGGUCAACAUGGACCUACGCACACUGUCGUAUUUGCUUGGUUCAUAUAGAUUCCAUCCAACUUCGUUGACGAACGCGCUUGCAAUGUGCGAGAUGGAGCCUUUCCUAUCGCUCUCUCAGAGACCACCAAUCGCAUAUCCUCUUGAGAAUGUGGCCUAUCUAGAUACGAACCACUUCAACAUACGAUUUAGAAAUUCGAGGCGACAAGCAACAGCUACCUUGGUCACGGGUGACACAGUGCCUCCGAUCAAAGAGCAUCCAAAUAUGGGAGAUGACUUCGUGCAAUUGACUGCUCUUGUCUCCGGUCGCAAUGUCAUAGGUCCAGGGGUCACUGCACCAGCAAGCAACGGCUCGGGUCGCUCAAGACUGCGUGUACCACGUCUGAUGAACGAGAUCAAGACAAUCGCAGCUCGUGGGCGUCAUGCCAAAUAUGACAUCUACAUCAGCACAGCUGAUGUGUCCUUCUGGAAGAUCGUCGUGGAAGGACCAGAUGACAGCCCGUAUUCUGAGGGAGUGUUUCUGCUGUAUCUCCACGCAGACGAUGGAUACCCAACAUUUGCGCCCAAGGCGCGAUUCGUGACGAAAAUCAUACACCCCAACGUGAACGUUCACGGCAGGAUCUGCCACAGCAUCUUUGACCGCGAUUGGACCAGCGACACGAGCAUGGGAGCGAUUCUAGAUACCAUUUACGGCCUCCUGUAUCAGCCAGAGUCAAGCGAUCCCGUCAACACGACGACGACGCUGGGUUUCUUCCACGACCCGGUUGAAUUUUCCGAGGCGGCUCGGGAACAUGCUCGGAAGCAUGCUUCGAAGACGCGUGAGGAGUGGAAGGCUGAGCUUUUGGGCGAGUGA